AUGGCCAACAAGGAAGAUAACAAGUCAACUUCACCGAUCAUCGCCUCUGGAAGUCGAGUAUGGCAACCAUCGAGCAGUAAUUCGCCAUCUCCAGGACUCCUGACUCCCAGCAGCAAGCCCGCGCUCCGGCAACAGAGAGACCACUCCGCCUGCAGAAUCCAGAACUCGCCGUUGAAAGUUCGGAAGACUCGCGAGAAUUUGAAGCAGGCCAGUCUCUACGCUGAUAUUCCACCUCCUUGCGUGCAUGGAUUCCAUGCCAAUGGCUCCGACUGUCAUGUCCAGCCAGGAGACAGUGCGGCGGCCUUUUCCAGACCUGAUCCACGAUUCGCACGAGCUCAAGAUGGGUACUCGGACGCGUCUGGCUCGACAUUGGUAGGAGAAGCAUCACAAGUUCAGGUUCCACGGCCUUUGACGCCGAUGGGCCCGUCGCAGACUGGGAAACUCCUUCGGCACAGAUCCAUUAGCCGCAGGGUUUUGACACGGGUCAAGGAAGGCAUCUCGCAAAGAUCUCGAAGUUCGCAUACCAAGACUCAGGAUCCAGACGCGAGUCUGGUACGUCGCUUCUCGGGCAGGCGCAAGGAGAGUCUGGAAGAGCAAAGUCGGUCACGCAGCUUCGAAGUCAGCAGGGAUAGCUUCGAUGUCCAGGCCUAUGCUCGAAACCCAGAGCUGGAAAUGUCUACACCUGGACGUUCUUUUACUGAUUGCAGUGUUUCCACCGAUGAUUCGAAUAGAAGUGGCUUUCUCCACACGCCACCACAGGUCAGAUGCACACCUCCCGCGCAUACAAGACAGUACUCUGGUCGAUUGCUUACUCCGGAACCUGGGACCUAUUCGCCGUCUGCCGAACCGACUCCAAGGGCCUCGGCAAGAGACAUUCCAUCCUCUCUAGAAAGAGAGGGUAUUGUGCUAGUUACGGUGCCAUUUGUCGAUCUUUCUAUAUCACCGGAUCGAGAGUCCGUCGACGUUGGCCGCAGCCGUGACAUCUGGGUGGCAGUCGAGGGUACUGUGCGCACUCGAGUGGUAGAGAGUAAUAGUAUGCAGCCGCAAGAAGCACAGCUUCGGAAAAGCUCAAUGGACGCUAUCAUCAUCAUCGACCAGGAAGUACUUCAGAGUGCCCCGAAGUCGACCCACAAGAUCAUUGUUGAGCUUUGCUCCCGCUUGAACAUCGCCGGAGAUCGACUCGCAGUCCUUUGUGCGAAGGUCGAGCAUGUCGAUACCGGGACGACAAAGUGCGACUGUGAUGAGCUGCAUGCCCUCUGGACGCCGAGCUUGUCCAGGCUGUUUGAGAGGCUAAGCAUAGCGCCGUCGACUGUGGACACGAUCUUCGAAGAGGAAUGGGAGUCUCUCGCAGAUUCACUGCAAGCCCUGUCGACUAGAGGUCUUCGGAAAGAUCUCGUGCAGACUUUCGUCAUCUCCAAGACGCCGACUGCAAUUCUGCAGCUAGUCGACAGGCUGGUGCCAUGGCCUGUCCACACGUUCAAGAUCGGUCUAUCGUCUGAGCGGAGCGAAUUUCCGUCGGCAACUAUCAAACUUCACAACUGGGCCGUUGAGAUCCAUGACGACCAAGAAGAUAUCGUCGACCUUCUCGACAAUAUGAUCCGCGACCUUCGCCAUGGCUGCAGCAUGGGCGCCGUUCCAAGCCUUCGCCUCUGCUACAAACCACUGCAAGGUACAUCCAUCAUCGAAGUUCUCGGUCAGAAAGCGUUGAAGAACGUGCAACUUGGGCAACGAUGUACCAUGUUCCUCAAGGUUCGCAUUCCUCGUAUCGACACUUCCCGCGCAAGUUUGCCAAAAGACGACAUCGAUCAAGACUCUCUAUUCGCCGAGCUCGAGAGCAUCGUGGGCACGUUGGAAACGGAGUACCUUCAUGUUGAAGCUCGGUACCGGAACACGGUCCUGCCGAGCGACAACGUGCAAAUUACCCACCAACUCGUGCGUUGCGGAUGA
This is a messenger RNA of Zymoseptoria tritici IPO323, 1947 nucleotides long. RefSeq lists its product as uncharacterized. The record is from RefSeq and is a predicted model, not a curated record. NCBI's taxonomy places the organism in Eukaryota, Fungi, Ascomycota, Dothideomycetes, Mycosphaerellales, Mycosphaerellaceae. The coding region runs from base 1 to 1947 and encodes 648 amino acids. The transcript is spliced from 3 exons.